This is a messenger RNA of Sclerotinia sclerotiorum 1980 UF-70, 147 nucleotides long. RefSeq lists its product as hypothetical. Bases 1 to 147 code for a protein of 48 amino acids. The transcript has 2 exons. NCBI's taxonomy places the organism in Eukaryota, Fungi, Ascomycota, Leotiomycetes, Helotiales, Sclerotiniaceae. The record is from RefSeq and is a predicted model, not a curated record.
AUGCAGGCGAAAUAUGAUAUUCAAGAUUACGAUUUCUACAACUUCGACGAAACCGGCUUUAUGAUGGGACAAGUUCAUCUUUCCAAUUGGUAUACCGAAAUCGAUUUUCCUACGGAUUGGACUAUUAAAUCUAUUUCUAAUGAAUGA